UCCGUCUAUCCAUCCAUCUAUCCAUCCAUCCAUCCUUCUAUCCAUCCAUCCACCCAUCCAUCUAUUCAUUCGUAUAUUCAUUCAUUCACCUCCUUAUUGUAUUCUUAAUUUUCAUUCUCAUUUCCCAUGCACCUAGAUUAACAGCCUCUCAAAUAUAUCCUUGUAGGAAGUGUUAUCAUGCCCUUGUAUUCUCUCUUAGCUCCUAACCAGGAUUUUUUCUAUUUUAUCAUAACACAGCAAGUUAGUUAUUAUAGGAGUAGCAGGUUAUGGACAUGGACACCAUAACUAGACCCAUACUAGAAAGGUUCAACAGAGAAGAAUGGCCUAUUAUCUUCUGGUUUUACGUCAAAAGUCUUGGUCUCUUUCAUUCUGGUGCUUUGGUACAACCCAUACGAUGCUGCAAAUGUCGUAACUCUCGAACGCACACCAACUACCACACCUUCAACGAUGACAACGAGGUUUGUAAGAUUUGUGAUAGUUUUAGAUGGAACUACCUCGGUAUAUCAACCGAGCUACGUGACCGUGACAUCGGCUCGUCUUGUUUUAACCACUGUGGCAGCGGGGUCUUCUCGUGGCUGUGGUUAAUCACUAUCACAGUAGCAACAAUAACAAACAUAUCGAUAAUAUCUCACCGCUACCUCAACACCGAGGUAGAUAUUGUCCACACAUUAUCGUGGAUUGGCUCCAAUCUGUUACUAUUUAUAGCACCUAUGACGUGUUUAGUGUCUGUUCUACAUCGUAUCUGGCCUAAUACUCUUCCUGGCCAAUGGGCGGGAGCUGUGGAUGUCGAGUUUCUGAUUGGCCGAUUGAGACUCAUUAACAUGAGAAAGAAGCAAUACGCAGGGUACGUAGCAUUUGUCAUUGGCGUGGCGUUCGUGAUCAUAGAAUGCAUUCGACUGUCGUGUCCCUUCUUCGAUAAAGAACUAGUUACAAACAUAGCUGUCAAUCACACUUAUGUCGGCGUCCACUCUACCUUUAUCCUCGACAUAUUCCUUACUAUCCAAGGGUACAUUAAUUUCUGUGGACUCUGCUAUGUCGUAUAUCUCCUCCGAUGCAGUUACGAAUCCGAAGUACGACUAGUCACGAAGUUUCUCCGAGACAAUAUCGAUGAUGUCGACCUCUGUCGCGCACGUCUCGCUGAAUCUUUCGACGCUUUUCACAUCUUCCGAGAAUUCUCUUCCGGUUGGAUAGCGAUGAAUUUGAUCAUCUGUACCAUAUGCAUUCUUCUCGACCUUCAUGUCUGGAUAACAACUACUGUCCCUCUAGCUCCGUUCCAAUACGAACACACAUUUGUUCUUGUCAUUUUUCUUCUAUUUCCCAUGAUGGCUAUUGGUAACGUGGACUGUGAUUAUAUCUGGAAUCGGUUGCUAAGGAGAGUUAGUCGAGAGAGGACAACUAAAGACGAGGAGUCAUGGAACAGAGUGAUGCAGUUUCUUCAGGAGCAGAAGGCUGGUCAGCGGCCUUGGCAGGCAGUGUUGGCAUUCAUACUAUCGACCAUCGCUAUUUUCGCUGCCAUUCAGUUCCGCCUUUGGAGUAAUCAUCAAGGAAUCGUUAAUAUCGUCAUCCAAAAGAAUGGGACGCUUUUUAGGCUUGGCCACACGUUGCAAAACAUAGAUUGAGCAACAAAGCAACAUUAACAAACUUAAUUAUACAGCUUCUCAUUAAUCCCAUAUAGGUUACUGUCCAAUUAUUUUCUUAAUUGGACAGGUCUUGUUGAUAUGGGAUUAAUUAGGCAGCUAUAUAAUUAAUAGGUAAUGGGAUUUCAUG
This is a messenger RNA of Actinia tenebrosa (Australian red waratah sea anemone), 1767 nucleotides long. RefSeq lists its product as uncharacterized. The record is from RefSeq and is a predicted model, not a curated record. Lineage: Eukaryota; Metazoa; Cnidaria; Anthozoa; Actiniaria; Actiniidae.